This is a messenger RNA of Staurois parvus, 756 nucleotides long. The record is from the annotation of a GenBank genome assembly. NCBI's taxonomy places the organism in Eukaryota, Metazoa, Chordata, Amphibia, Anura, Ranidae.
AUGUCUGUGGAGGAUCCAUUCUCUGUAGUAAGAGGGGAGGUACAGAAGUCACUAAAUACCAGCCGUGGUCUGUAUCAGCGCUGGUGUGAGCUCCUACAGGAAAGUAAUGUGACCAGCGCUGAAGAGUUUGAUUGGACAACCAAUGAGCUCAGAAAUUCCCUGAGGAGCAUAGAAUGGGAUCUGGAAGAUUUAGAAGAGACCAUAAGCAUCGUUGAAGCAAACCCAAAAAAGUUUAAAAUUUUGGAAGCUGAGCUGACCGAAAGAAAGAACUUUGUGGAGAAGACGAGAAGUUCACUUAAGGAAAUGAGGGAUCACAUCUCCAGCCCCCGAGCUCAGGCUUUCACAGAGAAAAAGAACCGAGAGGCGCUGGGUGUCUCUCGGCCGAUGGCUUCAGAUCACUUUUCUCGCCUUGAUGAUGAGAUGAUAUCAGGGAACUCUCGUUACGUAGAGGACCAGCAAGCACAACAACAGCUGAUCAUAGAUGAGCAGGACGCAGAGCUGGAGCUGGUAUCAGGCAGUAUUCGAGUGUUGAAGGACAUGUCAGGACGUAUCGGAGGUGAACUGGAUGAGCAGGCUGUUAUGCUUGAUGAUUUUUCCCAUGAGAUGGACAACACACAGACUCGCAUGGACUCUGUGCUGAAGAGAUUGGCCAAAGUAUCCCAUAUGACCAGUGACCGGCGGCAGUGGUGUGCGAUCAUCGUUUUGGUGGUUGCUCUCGUUAUUUUACUGAUUGUGCUGUUGUCACAUAAAUCCUAG